AUGAACCCCAAGACACAGGAAUCUGGUGAGUCUCACAAUGGUUGAAUGGCAGAGGUGUAUUCAGAUUAUAUUUCUGUCUUUGUAAAUUAGUUUGUGUUUGUCUUUCAGAAGAGGGCUCUGAACUGGAGUCUGACUUCAACUGGGAUGAAUAUCUGGAGGAGAAUGGAGUAUUGGCGGUUCCACAUCACGCCUUCAAACAUGUAUGUCUUAUUUCACUGUAUCAGGGCCCAUUUGCAGAUAUGGUACUUAUAUUUAGGGCCCAGAGCUUUUCAUUGUCAGGGCCCUAUUUAUUGUAUAUCCACAUACACACCCUUCCCUCCCUCUCAGGUGGACCAUAGCCUGCAGACAGGGCUGGCCCCAGGGAUGAGUCUGGAGGUGUGUGUGCGUUCGGAGGCUGACCAACCCUACUGGGUGGCCACCAUCAUCACCACCUGUGGCCAACUGCUGCUGCUGCGAUACGAGGGUUACCAUGAUGACCGACGAGCAGACUUCUGGUGUGACAUCAUGACCUCUGACCUACACCCUCUGGGCUGGAGCAGGCAGCACGGGCAACCAAUGAGACCGCCUGAGGGUGAGGAGGGGGUGACAUAGGGGUUGAUGGAAAUAUGCGUUUGUGUUGCUGUAGACCGGUUGGGCGCUGUGCUCAAAUAAAUGCAUUGGAAUACUCUGUUAAAGCUUUUCAUACAGGAAUUAACAGGAUAUAGAUGUACAAAAUGUAUAAAUGUGAUGUGUGUACAGGUGUCCGUGAGAAACAUGCUGACUGGGAAGCUGUCCUAGAGGAGGCUCUGGCUCAGGGAGGGAGCGCACCAGCACACCUACUGGAGGGGGUGAGUCUGGGGGAGGGAGGAGUGGGGAGGGUGGGGACACUACGACCAUAACUAUAGUUGGGACCUAUUCAACAUUACUAAUCAUUUCAGAACAGCUUGAUUGUUUAGUAUCAAUAAAUGUCAAUAUUUUCUAACAUUCUCUGUGUGUGUCCAGGCCCAGACAGGAGGAGACCUGUUCCCCCCGGGGUGGUGUGUGGAGCUGCAGGACAGUGUGGACCCGGGGGUGGCCUGGGGGGCCCAGGUGGAGGACAACGUAGGGGGCCGUCUGUGUCUGCGCUACACUGGGACGGAGGGGCUCACCCAGUCACAGGCCAGGCGCUGGGUAUUCUACCUGGACCCCCUCUUACACCCACCUGGCUGGGCUGAGGAGAACAGCUUCUCUCUCACCCCACCUGCUGGUAAGGAACAUAACUGCCUCUGCACCUUAUGGCGCUGUUGACCAACCCUGGACCUGGAAAACUACAGAGUAAACACAAAUACACCUCAAUCAAUGAAUCAUCAAGAUCUUGUUGAAUAAGAUGUGUUAAUGCUGGGCUGGUUGCCUGGUGACCACUGUUGUAGUGUGUUUGUUUGGGUGCUUGUGUAAGUAUUAGUGAAAGUUAGUGAUAAUGUCAUUGUGCUGUGUUGCAGUGCUUCGUGGUUUGCGCAGUGAAACAGAGUGGGAGGAGGUGAGAAAGAACAUUAGACCGCCUAAAGAAGAAGCCAUCAAUGAAGACUUCUUUAAGGUAUUCUCUCUCUCUCUGUCUCCCCAACCCUCUUUCUGUCUCUCUCUCCCUCUGGCAUAUCUCCUGUGUGUGUGUUUGUAGGACAGGCCAGUCCUCUCUCCUCACUGCUUCUCUGAGGGGAUGAAGUUAGAGGCAGUGGACCCCGCUGCCCCCUUCAACACCAGCCCAGCUACUGUCACCAAGGUAACGCUCACAUGUCACCACAGUAACACCCCGACCUCACCUCACCUCAUCCACACAGCAUCCGUCAUGUGGUAGGUUGCCCCUAGAUGUAUGGGGCUGUAACAGUGAUGUCAUCAUUGUGUUCCCCAGGUGUUGAGCGACCAGUACUUCCUGGUGCAGAUGGACAGUCUGCAGGGAGAAAGUGAGGGGGCGGGGCCUGGCUUAUCCCUACUCUGUCACUAUGGGAGCACCGGAAUCUUCCCUGCCCAGUGGAGCCUUAAAAAUGGGGUACCCCUCAGUCCCCCUCCAGGUAGGGCAGAAUACACGCACCUCAGGCACUCUACUGCUCCAGUGAAAUGGAUCACAGAGUUUACUGUGUCCCUGGGUGUGUGGAUGUGUAGGUUACCAGGGUCAGAACUUUGACUGGGCGGAUUACCUGAACCAGUGUGGAGCAGAGUGCGCACCAGAGAGCUGUUUCCCUGUGGUGAGACACACAACCACACACACACACGUUUGUUUUAAUAUCCUUGUUGGGACCAAACAGUUGAUUCCCAUUCAAAAUCCUAUUUUCCCUAACCCUUAUCCUAACUCCUAACCCUAAACCUAGCCCCUAAUUCUAACCCUAAUUGUAAAACUAAGCCUAAAAUAGCCUUUUUCCUUGUGGGGACCAGAGAAAUGUCCCCACUUGUCCGAAUGUUCCUUGUUCCUUGACUUCAACCAAAAACACACACACACACACCACUCCAACUGAUAUGAUGACAGGUGUUUUCCCCCCAGGGGCUGAGUGAUCAUGACUUUGUUGAGUCCAUGAGGCUGGAGGCAGUGAAUCCUGUCUCUCCUGAGCAAGUCCACGUGGCAACUGUAACCAGGGUCAGAGGUCAGCACAUCUGGUUGCAUCUGGAAGGUGAGAACAGAACAGCUGGAGGAGAGAGAAGAGGGCUGGGUUGGAGGGAUGUAAGGUUUUGGGGGAGGGACAAGAAUGUUGUUAUCAUUACGACCUAUUCAAUUUUGGGUGUCAAUUUCAGUUACCUGAAUACUCAGUGUUAUUCUAUUUACAUAUUCAAUUUAGCCACAUGUUCAGCCACUCAUAACCUCCCCUCUGCUCUGUGUGUUCUCCCCAGGGUUGAAGCAGCCUCUGCCUGACAUCAUCACUCAUGUGGAUUCCCUGGACAUCUUUCCAGUCAGCUGGUGUGAGAGUAAUGGCUAUCCCCUCCAGCACCCCUCCAAACCUAGAGGUCAGGGUCCAAACAAGAACCUCCUGACCAUUUUGAUGGUUGGUCUACACUACCGGUCAAAAGUUUUAGAACACCUACUCGUUCAAGGGUUUUUCUUUAAAUAAAUGUCAGACAGUGUCACCAGCAAAGUACCCCCACACCAUAACACCUCCUCUUCCAUGCUUUACGGUGGGAAAUACAAAUGUGGAGAUCAUCCGUUCACCCACACCACAUCUCACAAAGACACGGCGGUUGGAACCAAAUAUCUCCAAUUUGGACUCCAGACCAAAUGACAAAUUUCAACAGGUCUAGUGUCCAUUGCUCAUGUUUCUUGGCCCAAGCAAGUCUCUUCUUCUUAUUGGUGUCCUUUAGUAGUGGUUUCUUUGCAGCAAUUCGACCUUGAAGGCCUGAUUCACACAGUCUCCUCUGAACAGUUGAUGUUGAGAUGUGUCUGUUACUUGAACUCUGUGAAGCAUUUAUUUGGGCUGCAAUCUGAGGUGAAGUUAACUCUAAUGAACUUAUCCUCUGCAGCAGAGGUAACUCUGGGUCUUCCAUUCCUGUGGCAGUCCUCAUGAGAGCCAGGUUCAUCAUAGCGCUUGAUGGUUUUUGCGACUGCACUUGAAGAAACUUUCAAAGUUCUUGAAAUGUUCCGUAUUGACUAAAAUGUAAGAAGGCACACCUGUUAAUUGAAAUGCAUUGGUUGAGAGAAUGCCAAGAGUGUGCAAAGCUGUCAUCAAGGCAAAGGGUGGCUAUUUGAAGAAUCUCAAACAUAAAAUAUAUUUUGAUUUGUUUAACACUUUUUUGGUUACUACAUGAUUCCAUAUGUGUUAUUUUAUAGUUUUGAUGUCUUCACUAUUAUUCUACAAUGUAGAAAAUAGUAAAAAAUAAAGAAAAGCCCUUGAAUGAGUAGGUUUUAUAAACCUUUUGACCGGUAGUGUAUAUCAGUGUUUUAUCUGAAUGUUACUGGCAGGUGUAGAUGUUGACUUUUGUACCUCUUCUGUUGCAGCUCAGAGGAAGAGCCGUGUGGCCGUGGUGCAACCAGAGAAGCAGUGAGUUUUGCAGACCUUGAAUAUUACGGAGAGAGGGAAUAGAAAUCAAAAGCUAAACUUACCUCUACUGUUAACCAACUUUGUGACGUGUUAGUUUAUUUUUAACUGUAUGUUUAUUUGGGUUUGAUCUGAUGGCAGAUCUCCACUUAAAGCCACGCCCCCUGAUACAGCAAGGCAGCAGGAUCUGAGCCAAUUGGAGAGCGGUGAGUGUAAUUCCUUGUGAAAAAUAAUUGGUACAAAAAUAAUGCAAAUGAGAAAAUCUUACGUGUGUGUGACUGUCUAUGUCAGCAGCUAACGGGAAGUAUAGCUGCCCAAAGAUCUACUUCAACCACCGCUGUUUCUCUGGCCCCUACCUGAACAACGGCCGCAUCGCUGAGCUGCCCCAGAGCAUCGGCCCCGGCAACUGUGUCCUGGUGCUGAAAGAGGUGAACAAGAGAGCAGCACACCUCUACCAGCUCCUCUCUAUCUUACACUCGCACAACUGUAGAUGACAACUCACUGUUAUCCACAUACAGAUACAUAUUCUAUUUAAUGAUGUGCUGUAUCCUACCAUAUAAUCUUCAAUGUCUUUCUAACCCCCCCUGUAUCCUCUCCUGUCCUGUGGUCCAGGUGUUAAUAAUAACACUGACUUGGCCUAAAGCAUUGUUCCCUGGCUCUGCUUAUAGCUAAUGAUCCCUAUGAAGCAGUGCCCUAGCCCUAGCCCUAGCCCUCACCCUCCGAUCCAACAGGUCCCAGACGUGCUCAAUGGGAUUGAGAUCCGGGCUCUUCGCUGGCCAUGGCAGAACACUGACAUUCCUGUCUUGCAGGAAAUCACGCACAGAAUGAGCAGUAUGGCUGGUGGCAUUGUCAUGCUGGAGGGUCAUGUCAGGAUGAGCCUGCAGGAAGGUACCACAUGAGGGAGGAGGAUGUCUUCCCUGUAAUGCACAGCGUUGAGAUUGCCAGCAAUGACAACAAGCUCAGUCCGAUAAUGCUGUGACACACCGCCCCAGACCAUGACAGACCCUCCACUUCCAAAUCGAUCCCGCUCCAGAGUACAGGCCUCGGUGUAACGCUCAUUCCUUCGACGAUAAACGCGAAUCCGACCAUCGCCCCUGGUGAGACAAAACCGCGACUCGUCAGUGAAGAUCACUUUUUGCCAGUCCUGUCUGGUCCAGCAACGGUGGGUUUGUGUCCAUAGGUGACGUUGUUGUCGGUGAUGUCUGGUGAGGACCUGCCUUACAACAGGCCUACAAGCCCUCAGUCCAGCCUCUCUCAGCCUAUUGCGGACAGUCCGAGCACUGAUGGAGGGAUUGUGCGUUCCUGGUGUAACUCGGGCAGUUGUUGUUGCCAUCCUGUACCUGUCCCGUAGGUGUGAUGUUCGGAUGUACCGAUCCUGUGCGGGUGUUGUUACACGUGGUCUGCCACUGCGAGGACGAUCAGCUGUCCGUCCUGUCUCCCUGUAGCGCUGUCUUAGGUGUCUCACAGUACGAACAUUGCAAUUUAUUGCCCUGGCCACAUCUGCAGUCCUCAUGCCUCCUUGCAGCAUGCCUAAGACACAUUCAUGCAGAUGAGCAGGGACCCUGGGCAUCUUUCUUUUGGUGUUUUUCAGAGUCAGUAGAAAGGCUUCUUUAGUGUCCUAAGUUUUCAUAACUGUGACCUUAAUUGUGUACCGUCUGUAAGCUGUUAGUGUCUUAACGACCGUUCCACAGGUGCAUGUUCAUUAAUUGUUUAUGGUUCAUUGAACAAGCAUGGGAAACAGUGUUUAAACCCUUUACAAUGAAGAUCUGUGAAGUUAUUUGGAUUUCUAUUAAUUAUCUUUUUUUGCUGAGUUUAUUUCUGUAUGCUGUAGAUUUGCUCUGUUCUUGGUCACUAUGUAUAACACCACAGUAUAUGGUAGUAGUCGAGUGACACUGAGGAUAUACAUUCUCUCUGCUGCAUAAACAUCAUACUGGAAGAGAUGCUCCCUACCACAUUGGUCUCUGACAGACAGUAAUGGAUCAGAUUCUGCUCUGGACCAUGUUGUGGUGUGUAGGUACAAAGGGAAGAGUUACCGGGCCACUGUGGGGAUUGCCCGUACAGCUGACCAGGUGGCUGAGUUCUGCAGGAAGAUGUGUGUGAGGCUGGAGUGCUGCCCCAACCUGAUCGCACCUCACAUGGUGCUAGAACACUGCUCGGAGAACUGCUCCCUUCUCACCAAGACCAAAUACAGUACGUGCUACCAAACACGCACACACACAUACAUAUUUGCAUACUUACACAUGUGUAUGCAUGUACAGUACACACACACAGACACAAACACAUGCAGACUUAGAUUGUAUUUACAAUGUACUUAUCAAUAUUUAUCUAUACAAUACGUAAAAAUUUAUGCACAUAUGACUAAGUCGCUUUGGAUAAAAGCGUCUGCUAAAUGGCUAGCACUCCUGUUAUUAUUUUUGUGGGUCUAAAAUAGUUUGCUUGGUGUAUGUCUGUGUGCUCUAUAGCUUAUUACUAUGGUAAGCAGAAGACCAAGCGAAUCAGCCAUCCCCCUGGCGGUCUCACUAACAUGGAGAGCAGCACGAAGCAGGGGAGCAGGAGGAAGAAGAGAAAGCCCCUGUUUGUCCACAAGAAGAAACGCCUGUCUACCCCUGCUGGCUCCCCACUGGUACUGCACAUUCUUACAUCAUUCAACUCAUUCAACUGCCAUUAACUUGGUCAUCACAGAGAAGCUAGAAGUAGUUGCCCCUAACCAUUGGUCCAGCAUGCAGGGCAAUCUGAUUCUAGAUCUGAUGUUACGGGGAACUUUUAUAUGGAAGGAGCCAGUAAUCAAACUCAUAACUGUCCCCUUUCUUCCCACCCCAGGCUAGUGGAGAGGAGGAGGACCUGGAUGAGGACUACUCUCUGAGUGAGGAGGACUCAGGCUCAGAGCAGCAGAAUGACUCUGAGGUGUCAGAGAGGAAGUCCCAGCCCCCCUCUCCCUCCCCCUGUCCCACCCCUACAGAACCUCGCCCCCGGGACAGACCCUGUCGCCAGCGUAGGAAACCCGCCCGCUCACCCUCCUACUCAGAUGAUGAGAACCAGCCCACCUUACCUAAGGUAGUGGUGGUUACAUAAUUAUACACACACACACACACACUGAUCCUGGAACUAUAUAUGUGUAACCCCCCUGUGUGUGUGUUCUGUCUCAGAGUGGGAGGGUGGAGGUGCAGGAGAAGCUGCAUCUGGACAGCAGUCCUCUGGGCUGGAGCAUCACUGACGUGACCCGUUUCAUCAGAACUACUGACUGUGCCCCGAUGGCACGCAUAUUCAGAGACCAGGUAGGAGUGACACACACACACACACAGCAGAAAACACACACACUUACAUACUCACAUACACACACGCACAGUGUGCUAAUUUUCUGAGUCAUGUUGUUGUGUGUGUUGACAGGAGAUAGAUGGCCAGGCCCUGCUGUUGCUGAGCCUGCCCACAGUACAGGAGUGUAUGGGGCUGAAGCUGGGCCCUGCCAUCAAACUGUGCCACCUUAUAGAGAGGGUUAAACUGACCUUUUACCAGCACUUUGCCAGCUGA
This is a messenger RNA of Coregonus sp. 'balchen', 7502 nucleotides long. The record is from the annotation of a GenBank genome assembly. Lineage: Eukaryota; Metazoa; Chordata; Actinopteri; Salmoniformes; Salmonidae.